Molecule: messenger RNA, 2054 nt
Organism: Pistacia vera
Lineage: Eukaryota; Viridiplantae; Streptophyta; Magnoliopsida; Sapindales; Anacardiaceae
Product: transcription activator GLK1
Exons: 6
Coding region: 397-1674 (425 amino acids)
Biological process (GO): positive regulation of DNA-templated transcription
Cellular component (GO): nucleus
Molecular function (GO): DNA-binding transcription factor activity; transcription cis-regulatory region binding
Source: RefSeq, a predicted model, not a curated record
GCCUGCCCUAACAAAAAACAAAAACGUAAACGUAGAAACAAACAAGAUACACUCAGAGAUCUCAACACAAAUUGUGGUUGAGAUCAAGUUUCUCCACACUCCACUUACAUUAAAAGAACUAGUAAACAAAUACUACUGCAAAAACCAUUAACACUGCUUCUUCCUCUCUUUGCAUCUCUGUCCAAUAUCUCACCGCAAACAGAAAAGGAAACAAGAACUUCGAUCCAUAUUUAGCCUCUCUUUUUUCAUGCAAUAUUAAACCACGUAGGGCUUUACAGCACCAUAUAGUUUAUCUAAUCGUGGGGAUAUAAUAUAUAUAGCGUGCACUUUUAUUUAACUUUCAGAUUUUUUUUUUUUUUUAAUUUUCUUUAUACGCAGCUUUGAGUUUUUGAAUUAAUGUUAGCUGUGUCACCUUUGAGAAACACAACCAAAGAUGAGAACAAAGGAGAGAUGGAGAGUUUUACUAUCGACACACAAGAGUUUCCCGAUUUCUCAGAUACGAACUUGCUUGAUAGUAUCGAUUUCGACGAUCUUUUUAUGGGCAUCAACGAUGGUGAUGAGUUGCCGGAUUUGGAGAUGGACCCCGAACUCCUCGCUGAUUUUUCCAUUAGUGGCGGAGAGGAAUCGGAGAUUAACACAUCAGUUUCUGUGGAAAAAGUUGAGGAUAAUUUGAAAAGAGAGGAGGAAGACAAGGUGUCAGGUUCAGGUUCAGUGUCGAGUAAAGGAGAUCAAGAGAUUGUGAGUAGAAGAGAGGAGCCUCCUUUGAAAACCUUCACUAAAGAUCAUGGAGAGAAAGGAAGAAAAUCAUCGGCACAAGCCAAGAACAAUAAUCAAGGCAAGCGAAAAGUGAAGGUGGAUUGGACGCCAGAACUGCACAGGAGGUUUGUCCAAGCAGUGGAGCAGCUGGGAGUUGAUAAGGCAGUGCCUUCGAGGAUUCUAGAGCUGAUGGGAAUCGAUUGUCUCACUCGCCAUAAUAUUGCUAGCCAUCUUCAAAAAUAUCGGUCACAUCGUAAGCAUUUACUAGCACGAGAAGCGGAGGCGGCAAGCUGGAGUCAGAGACGGCAAAUGUAUGGAACCGCCGCAGCUGGAGUUGGAAAGAGAGAGAUUAACCCUUGGCUUGCACCCACACCCACAAUAGGUUUCCCUCCCAUAACUCCCAUGCACCACCAGUUUAGACCCUUACACGUGUGGGGUCAUCCCACCAUGGACCAAUCUGUAAUGCACAUGUGGCCUAAACAUGUAGGCCAUUCACCACCGCCGCCGCCUCCACCAUCAUGGACUCAGCCACGCCCUCCUCCACCUCAUAUUGACCCUUCAUAUUGGCACCGCCAUCAUCACCAACGAGUUCCAAACGGACUAACCCCAGGAACGCCUUGCUUUCCACAGCCACUUGCAACUACGGGAUUUCCUACACUACCGGUUCCAGGCGUCCCACCAUCCCAUCAUGCCAUGUAUAAAGUAGACCCCGGAAUCGGCGUUCCGACAGCACCAUCAGGCCCCAACCCUCUCGUCGAUUUCCAUCCGUCGAAAGAGAGCAUAGAUGCAGCUAUUGGAGAUGUUUUAUCAAAGCCAUGGCUGCCACUUCCUCUCGGCCUGAAACCUCCAUCUCUCGAUGGUGUGAUGGGGGAAUUACAACGACAAGGAGUCCCAAAAAUACCACCCAGUUGUGCUUGACCCAGCCCUUGCAGGUUUACUGGAACAUCCCUUAUUAUAAGGGCUCGUUCAAUUAAUUGGUGGAUAUCAGGACCCUCAAAAACCAAAAAUUCGACGACAUUUCUUGCCUUUGAUGUAAAAAUGAUCUAAUCUGCGAGUCUUUCUUCUUACUUUUCGCCUUUCUUUGUAGCUAUUCAGUGCUGCUGCUCCUGUUUUCUAGCAAGCUGCUCACUCGAUGUGUUAUAUUAACGCUAAUAGUUUUGUAACAGUUUUAAGAAUAUGAGAUGAUAAUACCUUGAGGACUUUCAUGCAUUUCCACAGUUGACAGUUACUAAUUGAGAAUUUCUUAUUUAUUUGAUUGAGAAGGUGAGAUAGCAUAUAGCCUAGAUAAGGGAAAUUAC